AUGGACUCCAAUGGGGCAGAACCGUGCCCUUCAACUACCGAAAAUAAAGCCAUCGGCGUGACAAUAAUCACCGGCUUCCUUGGCUCUGGCAAGAGCACCUUAAUCCGCCGCAUCCUCACCGAGCAGCACGGCCUUCGUCUCGUCGUCGUAGAGAACGAGUUCAGCGCGAAGGGGACCGUUGAAGAGGCUAUCGUCACUCAAGGAGUAGGUCCUGACGCUUUUGAACAGUUUAUCCAACUGCCCAACGGAUGCAUCUGUUGCGCCGCCCAAGAUGACCUCACAGACGCCCUUUCACGUCUAAUUCGCAGUCGCCCAGGACAAGUUGAUCACAUCCUCGUCGAAGCCUCGGGUCUCGCUGAUCCUGGACCGGUAGCAGCUUCGUUUUGGGUCGACGAUGAGUUGGAGACUGGCUUAAUUCUUGACUCUGUUGUUGCAAUUGCGGAUGCAGUCAACAUACAGAGUUAUUUAAGGGAUGGCGACGGGAUGAGUGAGAAGGCGAGGAUUACGCAAAAGCAGCUCGUUGUAGCUGAUCAAGUUUUGCUCAACAAAAUCGAUCUUCUGGGUACGGACCCGCAAAAUUCUGACCCUGCAGCGUCUGAGGAGGAGAGGAUGGCGAAAAGAGUAUCCGCAGUCGAGCGCUCGCUUCGAGAAGCGGGUUGUUCUGCUUCCAUUAAUCCCACAAAAAGGUGUAUCUUUGAUAUAUCAAAGUUGCUCGGCGUGCGAGCCUAUGACUACGACACAUCGGCCCGGUCCUUCUCCGCACCGGCCCCGGAAAAGUUUUCGCAGCACGUGCACGGCGAGAAAAUGGCCGUCGGGACGCUUACCGUUUCGUUUGAAAAAGUCGCGUUCGACUCGACCCUGUUAGAUCGCGCAUUUGGAGAGCUCUUGUGGGAGAACGGGGAGAGCGAGCCGUCUCAUGCGAUUGCGGAGCCGCCUAUGGAAAUUUGGAGGAUGAAAGCUUUGGUCGAGGUUGAGGGAGAGCAACGCAAAUGGAUAUAUCAGUCUGUUCAUACUCUAUUCGAAAGCUCUGUGUCCAGCGUUGAUGCAGCGGAUGGUGUUUCUCAUUUCAUUUUCAUUGGUAAACUACUCGAGUCCACUGCACUAAGGGCUUGCCUCGAGAAGGCGAUUGCGGUUAACCUUGCUCCCUCGCCGUCAUCGUGGAUAAAAUAGACGUGCGGGGGCUGCAAUCUAAGGUUACAUUCUAAAACUAACUUCGG
Chondrus crispus (carragheen) is the source of this 1217-nucleotide messenger RNA. RefSeq lists its product as hypothetical. Bases 1 to 1170 code for a protein of 389 amino acids. Gene Ontology annotation, cellular component: cytoplasm. NCBI's taxonomy places the organism in Eukaryota, Rhodophyta, Florideophyceae, Gigartinales, Gigartinaceae. The record is from RefSeq and is a predicted model, not a curated record. The transcript is spliced from 2 exons.